UUGGACAGUCAAGCAACACAGUACUGUUCCCCCACAUACACACAAAAAACAAACGGUUUGGAAUUGGAGAUUUGAAAAGAAAAGAGACUUUUGGGUGAAAGGCUUUGUAGCUCAAAUCUUCAAAAAAAGGUUUCAUCUUUCUUUUCUUUGUUUUUGGAAGAGAGAGAGAUACCCAUCACAUUCACAACUCACAAGACCGCUCGCUCAACACAUUUUGCCCAGCCAAAAGCUUAGUUCAGAGUGCUAUACUACUGUUGGUGCAACACUUUCAAGUUCAACUAAUAUGACUUAUCAAAACCGAAGAUGCCAUGCUGAUGCCCCAUGUGAUCGUACGGAAGGGACACAUUUUUUCCAGAUUAUUCUCCACAAAAAUCUUCGCAAUGGCAGGCUUACCAUUCCAAAAAAAUUUACAAGUAAAUAUGGAGAAAAAUUAUCCAGCUUGGCAAUCCUUACGCUUCCAAAUGGUGAAAAAUGGGAGGUAGGGCUGACCAAACACGAAGGUGAGGUUUGGUUACAAAAGGGCUGGCGAGAAUUUGCCGAGUAUUACUCUCUGAAGCUGGGUUACUUAGUAGUUUUCAGAUAUGAGGAAAAUUCACAUUUUCACGUGCUCAUAUUUGAUCCGAGUGCAACAGAAGUAGACUAUCCUUCCAAAAGCUCCAAUGGUCAUGAGGAGGGUCAGUGUGACGAAGAAGAUACCGAUGAGAGUGAUACUUCUAUUCAAAUCUUACCCAACUCAUGUCCUCUACGCCCAAAGCGAAGGGAUACAUCACUCUUACCACGUCGGAAGAAAAUGAAAACUACUUCUACAAGUGGCAGAAUUAGGAGCCGAAAAUCCGAGCUUCAUGCAAGGAGCGGACAGUUGACUAAGAUAGAAAAAGCUAAAGCUCUUAAGAAAGCUAGUGGCUUCAAAUCGAAAAAUCCUCAUUUCAUGGUUGUCAUGCAACAAUCUUUUGUGACUGCAUGGUACUUGAGUAUACCAGUUCGCUUUACCCAGGAAAAGUAUAUUCAAAGUGGACACUAUGUCACGCUUAAAGUUGGGGAUAAAUCAUGGGAGGUGUUGUUUUCGAUUGCUGUAGGGAAACGAUCAGGUUCAUUUUCUUCUGGAUGGUCUACAUUUGCAGAGGCAAAUAGGCUGCAAUUAGAAGAUGUUUGUGUGUUUGAGCUGAUUAAGAGGAAUAAUGGUGUUGUGCUGGAAGUUUCAAUUUUUAGAGAUGGACCAAGUUAAUUAAUUAAGCAGUUGCUAUUGUAGUGAAUUAUGUUGAGACUAUUUACUUCACUUGUUUGAGCUGAUCUGAAUUAUCAAUAUUAUUUUUUAUACUUAACAGUAUAUUUGGUUGAACUA
This is a messenger RNA of Quercus lobata, 1342 nucleotides long. RefSeq names its product B3 domain-containing transcription factor VRN1-like. Lineage: Eukaryota; Viridiplantae; Streptophyta; Magnoliopsida; Fagales; Fagaceae. The coding region runs from base 284 to 1225 and encodes 313 amino acids. The transcript is spliced from 4 exons. Gene Ontology annotation, molecular function: DNA binding. The record is from RefSeq and is a predicted model, not a curated record.